Molecule: messenger RNA, 987 nt
Organism: Sabethes cyaneus
Lineage: Eukaryota; Metazoa; Arthropoda; Insecta; Diptera; Culicidae
Gene: RpL7A
Product: 60S ribosomal protein L7a
Exons: 4
Coding region: 55-867 (270 amino acids)
Biological process (GO): ribosome biogenesis
Cellular component (GO): ribonucleoprotein complex
Source: RefSeq, a predicted model, not a curated record
UCCAUCUUGGUUUUACUAAACACAGGAGUGCAUUCUGUGCCGACACCGCUAAAAAUGGUUAAUAAGAAGCCAACCAAGAAGAAGGUACAGGGCAAAAAGGUUGCCGCUGCCCCAUUGGCCGUCAAAAAAGUUGAGGUUAAAAAAGUGGUCAAUCCUCUGUUUGAAAAGCGCGUUAAAAACUUUGGAAUCGGUCAGAAUGUGCAGCCGAAGCGUGAUCUGUCCCGUUUCGUACGUUGGCCGAAAUACAUUCGUAUCCAGCGUCAUAAGGCGGUGCUGCAGAAACGUUUGAAGAUUCCGCCACCAAUUAACCAGUUCUCGCAGGCUCUGGAUAAGCACACAGCUCAGCAGCUGUUUAAGCUCUUGGAGAAAUAUCGUCCAGAGAACCCGAUUGCCAAGAUUCAGCGGCUGAAGGCUAAGGCUGAAGCAAAGGCCGCCGAUAAACCGGAACCACCGACUAAGAAGAGCAAUCAGUUGCGUCAGGGAGCCAACACCGUUGUCAAGCUAGUGGAACAGAAGAAGGCCCAACUGGUCGUGAUCGCUCAUGAUGUUGAUCCGAUUGAGCUGGUUAUCUAUCUGCCUGCCCUGUGCCGAAAGAUGAAUAUCCCUUACUGCAUCAUCAAGAGCAAGUCUCGGCUAGGAACACUCGUCUAUCGUAAGACCUGUACCUGUGUGGCGCUCACUCAGGUUGACAAUUCGGACCGGGCGAACUUGGGCAAAUUGGUGGAAACCAUCAAGACCAACUUCAACGAUCGCUACGAAGAGAUCCGCAAGCACUGGGGAGGUGGUCUGCUCGGCCCCAAGAGUAUGGCUCGCAUUGCCAAGCUGGAGAAGGCAAAGGCCCGAGAACUGACCCAGAAAACGCUCUAAAGUCUGAGGCGGCAGUUUUGUUAUGCAUUAGGUGGUGUAUAAUCUUAUGUGCGGCUGCAGCUUCUUGGAUCGCAAGAGGUGUAGCUGAAAGCGAUAACAAUAAAACAUUGGAGGAGCGAA